AGAAAUCUAAUACUGCAGGCUGGAGAGGACUACUCUACGAAUAUUGAGCCAGAACUCUUAAACCUGCCUAAAUACGUGUCUGUUGCACAGUAUGCUUGGCAAUUCUUGAGGCUCCCAGAAUAUGACAUGGGCUCUCGUGGCUGCCUUUGCACAUGCUGCUUCCCUUGCCUAACAUACUUUUCCUUCUCUUCAUUCUUUGGCAAGGUUAACUCAUACUUAUCCUACACAAUUUUGACUCAGAUAUUAUCUCCUCCAAAAAACCUUCCCUGAAUCCUCUCAUUAGAGCCGCUGCCUGUGCAUUGGGUGCCACUCCUGCCUGUUCCCACAACAGCAUGCGCUUUCAUCAUAACACUCCAGGUGUGGCAGUUGUCAUCGAAAGGUCCUUCUCCGAGAGCUCUUUGACAAUCAGCAGUAUACAUAGAAGACCAUGAGGACUCCUAAAUGUUUGCUCACUGCACAGUCUUAGUAUAGGAAAUGUAGGUGAAAGUCCCUCUGCCUCAUUAGAGGGAAGUUGCCAGUAUGAAGAGUUUCAGGGUAAUUUUCGAGAACUACAAUCUGUGCACUCGUUGUCUUUUCCCCACCUGGUAGAGCGUAGCUAAACCAACCUGGAAGACAGCAGUUUGCCUGUGUGCCUUAAGCAUGUAACAGCUCCUAUCCAACCCGGUAUUUAAGAAUAGUGAUUAUUUUUGCCAUGUAGCCCCCAGGAAGAAAACCAGACUUAUAAAACAUUUUUGUGUCUCAGUGAAUGUUUGUAAUUUUGCUGGCAAACCUACUAAACCCACCACAACAGUCUUUCUGGAUUUUUUAAAUAACCCACUGGAAAGAGCUUUGUAGAUACCAAUUUUCACGUGUAUUUUAUAAACCAAAUAUUAAUAGAUGACAUCCAUCUAAAUUUCUAUAACAACACGGUCUCCCCCCGCCUUUUUUUUUCUUUUUUUGAUUUGACAGGAGCACUACAGAUCUUUAUAGGACUCAAUUUUAGAAAGUUUUUCAGAAAACAAGUGAUAAGUGGAACCCAUGGCUAUGUCGAAGCAGCAUUUUCCUUCAGUUGAAAAAAAAAAAAAAUCAUGAGCUACUACAUGUAACGAAUUGGCUUUAAAAUUCUGAAGGUCUUGCUUCAAAAAUUUUCCCCCCCUAAGGUAACAGUGUCCGAUAAUAACUCCUUUUGCUUCAAUUACAAUAAGAGUGAAUAUGGGUGGAUAAAAUGCAAGAUUAAAAAAAAAAACCACCCUACUUUGGAGCAGAGUAGGAUGUCUACCGUUUAUAUUGAGCCCAAUGGAUGGGAACUGACCAAUGGUUUGCGGCUGAGCCUGUCAAAUAUUAUAAUCCAGAGUUUCAUUAGACGUAAAAAUAAUCGCUGGUAAAAGUUCACCCGAAGAGGCAUUUUGCCCCUAAUUCCGUUUGUAUUUUUGUUUUAAAGACCUGAAAGCCCGCUAAGACAUGCAUUCACCCACUGAAUUUCCCAUCGGUGCGCUGCGCCUCUGGAGCGCCCCUCCUAACCCCCACCCAGGGCGGCUUUGGCCCCCAGGCGUCUCCCCCGCCCCUCGCGCCGGCAGCUGGCGGGGGUGACAGGUGCCGAGCCCGCCUACCCCGGGGCAAUAGCACCACCCCGCAAUUCUCCCGCCGUUGCCUUUCGCAAAACCGGCGUGCGGGUGGAGAUAGUUUGCCUGCACCUUCGCCUGUCAGAAAACGGCGCUGGGAGGGAGCGAGCGAGAGAAAGUGAGCGCGUGCCCGAGAGGCAGAGGAGGACGGAGGAGCCGGCUCCCGGCGUCCGAGCGCCCAGUCCGCCCCGUCCCGCCCGUCCGCCUCCGGGCCCGCAGAGGGUGGGGGCCGCGAGCAGCGAGGCCGGCGGGCGCCGGGGGUUGGCGGGACGCGCGCUCCGUGCCGGCGCCCGGCCUCGAGCCCGCGCUCCCCCCCCCCCGCGUGCCCGCGCCGCUGCGCGAUGCAGUGUGGGGAAUGGCUGGGGUUGGCUGAAGAGCGCACAGUGGAGUUUUAAUGUCCGCCAUGUUGGCCAUGGCGUAUUGAAGAGAGCGAGCGAGAGAGGAGCGGAGCGGCACAGCCUCCCACCCUCCCGGCUGGUGUUAGUACCCGGACGGCGGGCUCUGCGCUCCGCCCCUCAAGUCCCUGGCAGCGGUAGGCGAGUGGGGACCGAACCCCCGGUUCUCCAUGAUCCCGCUGGCCGGGGCCGUUUCCCCAGAGCGGAGAGGUAUCUGCUGCGCCUGAGAUGAGUAAACUGUCGUUUCGGGCGCGGGCGCUAGACGCCUCGAAGCCGCUGCCGGUUUUCCGCUGUGAGGAUCUGCCCGACCUGCACGAAUACGCCUCGAUAAACCGGGCCGUGCCGCAGAUGCCCACCGGAAUGGAGAAGGAAGAGGAGUCGGAACACCAUCUUCAGCGGGCUAUUUCAGCACAGCAGGUGUAUGGCGAGAAGAGGGAUAAUAUGGUCAUACCAGUCCCAGAAGCAGAAAGUAAUAUUGCUUACUAUGAGUCUAUAUAUCCUGGGGAAUUUAAGAUGCCAAAGCAGCUCAUUCACAUACAGCCUUUUAGUUUGGAUGCUGAACAGCCUGAUUAUGAUUUGGAUUCUGAAGAUGAAGUAUUUGUGAAUAAACUGAAAAAGAAAAUGGACAUCUGCCCAUUGCAAUUUGAGGAGAUGAUUGACCGUCUAGAAAAAGGCAGUGGUCAGCAGCCAGUCAGUCUGCAGGAAGCCAAGCUGCUGCUAAAAGAAGACGAUGAAUUAAUUAGAGAAGUUUAUGAAUACUGGAUUAAAAAGAGAAAAAACUGUCGGGGGCCAUCUCUUAUCCCAUCAGUAAAACAAGAAAAACGAGAUGGUUCCAGCACAAAUGAUCCUUAUGUGGCUUUUAGAAGACGUACUGAAAAAAUGCAGACUCGAAAAAAUCGCAAGAAUGAUGAAGCCUCUUAUGAAAAAAUGCUUAAACUGCGUCGAGAUCUGAGUCGGGCUGUUACUAUUCUAGAGAUGAUAAAAAGAAGAGAAAAGAGUAAAAGGGAACUAUUGCACUUAACACUGGAAAUUAUGGAAAAGAGGUAUAAUUUGGGUGACUACAAUGGAGAGAUCGUGUCCGAGGUUAUGGCACAGAGACAGCCAAUGAAACCUACUUAUGCCAUCCCCAUCAUCCCUAUUACUAAUAGCAGUCAAUUUAAACAUCAAGAAGCAAUGGAUGUAAAGGAAUUCAAAGCAAAUAAGCAAGAUAAGGCCGAUCUUAUCCGACCUAAACGUAAAUAUGAAAAGAAGCCCAAAGUCUUACCAUCGUCUGCUGCUGCUACUCCUCAACAGACGAGUCCUGCUGCACUGCCAGUCUUUAAUGCUAAAGAUUUAAAUCAGUAUGACUUUCCCAGCUCAGAUGAAGAACCACUCUCCCAGGUUUUGUCUGGCUCUUCGGAAGCUGAAGAAGACAAUGAUCCCGAUGGUCCUUUUGCUUUCCGUAGGAAAGCAGGCUGUCAGUACUAUGCUCCUCAUUUAGACCAAACUGGCAACUGGCCUUGGACUAGUCCUAAAGAUGGAGGAUUAGGGGAUGUACGAUAUAGAUACUGCUUAACUACCCUCACCGUACCCCAAAGGUGUAUUGGAUUUGCACGAAGACGGGUUGGGCGUGGUGGAAGGGUCUUACUGGACAGAGCUCACUCAGACUAUGACAGUAUGUUUCGCCAUCUGGAUUUGGAAAUGCUUUCCUCUCCACAACAUUCUCCAGUCAAUCAGUUUGCCAAUACCUCAGAAACAAAUACCUCGGACAAAUCUUUCUCUAAAGACCUCAGUCAGAUACUAGUCAAUAUCAAAUCAUGUAGAUGGCGGCAUUUUAGGCCUCGGACACCAUCCCUACAUGACAGUGACAAUGAUGAACUCUCCUGUAGAAAAUUAUAUAGGAGUAUAAAUCGAACAGGAACAGCACAACCCGGGACCCAGACAUGCAGUACCUCCACGCAAAGUAAAAGUAGCAGUGGUUCAGCACAUUUUGCAUUUACAGCCGAACAAUACCAGCAACAUCAACAGCAACUGGCACUAAUGCAGAAACAGCAGCUUGCACAAAUUCAGCAACAGCAAGCAAAUAGUAAUUCCUCCACCACCACUGCACAGAACCUUGCAUCUAACCAGCAGAAAAGUGGCUUUCGCCUGAAUCUACAUCAUAGCCAUUCUAUACAGGGUUUAGAAAGAACAUUACAGGGUUUUGUUUCCAAGACUUUGGAUUCUGCUAGUGCUCAAUUUGCUGCUUCUGCUUUGGUGACAUCAGAACAACUGAUGGGAUUCAAGAUGAAGGAUGAUGUGGUGCUUGGAAUUGGGGUGAAUGGCGUCCUUCCAGCCUCAGGAGUAUACAAGGGCUUACACCUCAGUAGUACUACACCAACAGCACUUGUACACACCAGUCCAUCGACGGCAGGUUCAACUUUGUUACAGCCUUCAAACAUGACACAGACUUCGAGUUCCCACAGUGCACUGAGUCAUCAAGUAACUGCUGCCAAUUCUGCAACAACUCAGGUUCUGAUUGGGAACAACAUUCGAUUAACUGUCCCUUCAUCAGUUGCCACUGUAAACUCUAUUGCCCCUAUAAAUGCACGACAUAUACCUAGGACUUUAAGUGCUGUUCCAUCGUCUGCCUUAAAGCUGGCUGCCGCAGCAAACUGUCAAGUCUCCAAGGUUCCAUCUUCGUCCUCUGUAGAUUCAGUUCCAAGGGAGAAUCAUGAAUCAGAAAAGCCAGCACUGAACAACAUAGCAGACAACACAGUAGCGAUGGAGGUGACGUAGCUUCCUCAGGAGCCGAGCUGCAGCCUGGGGACUUGACUCGGUGCUAUGCAUCAGUAGCGUUUUGAACGCAAGGGAUGACGGAAUGCAGCACAUGCGUUUCUGUGGCAGCUGUGGGGACUUAACAGCAAUGCUCAUCUCUCAUGCUUCAGUUUUUCUUUUCUUAUUGUUAAUAGGAGAAAAUCAACAUCUGUAAAUUAAGAAUACAGCAAUUAUCUGUACAGUACUGCAUAUUUGUAAUACCCUUGUAUAUAUGUUACUUGAAUACAGAAAUGUUCAUUUGUGAUGCUUUGCACUUGGGGGUGGGGGGUGGGAGGGAAAUAAAUUGCAACAAAGAGUGUGAGAUGUGAGAUUGUAUAGAGAUGAAGUGUCAUCACAUCAUGUGCAUGGUGCGGAACCUGCUGUUUUAUCUAUUUAUUGUGCCGUGUUUACAGUUUUUUGUACACUGUACCUUCAUUGGUUCCUGUGCUGUAGUAAAUGUGUUAGGUAGCUGUGGACUCCUUGGUAUUUUGUAAAUGGUAUAACAUAACUUGGUUCCCCUCUGGGUCCCUGAGUUUUCUGUGUAUCAUGUGAAAAAAAUGGUGACAUACAUACAGAAUUUUAAAAAAAAAAAAAAAAAAAAAAAAAGGCAUCAGUUUUUAAAAAAAAAUGGGGAAUGUACUGUUAAAUGGGGAUCUUCCUGGUCUACUAUCAUUAGGA
Messenger RNA from Mustela erminea (ermine), 5449 nucleotides. It is a transcript of the gene EPC1, whose product is annotated as enhancer of polycomb homolog 1. The coding region runs from base 2225 to 4753 and encodes 842 amino acids. The transcript is spliced from 15 exons. The record is from RefSeq and is a predicted model, not a curated record. Gene Ontology annotation, biological process: regulation of transcription by RNA polymerase II. Gene Ontology annotation, cellular component: piccolo histone acetyltransferase complex. NCBI's taxonomy places the organism in Eukaryota, Metazoa, Chordata, Mammalia, Carnivora, Mustelidae.